AAAAGGUCAACCCUGUUUACAUUUUCAUCAAAAUAAAUAAAAUCGAUAUUCUUUCGGAUGGAAUUAUCAUCAUCAUCAUCACAAUCCAAGCGCUGAAACUGAUUCAUAAGGGAACGACCCUCCCCACAAUCAUAUCUAUCUUGGGUUGACGUUAAUUCUCAUUAAAACCCUGCUAGCAAUCAUUAUUUCUGCCCCUUUUUAACGUAUUUUCUCCAGGAGGUGAAAAAGAGUUGAGCUUUAUUGGUUCUUGAUUUAUGGGUAUUUGUUCGGAUGUUAGUGGAUAUCUUUAGAGGCUUCGAUACGAUUCUAGCAAGAAAGUUGUUGAAUUUGGGGGGAUUUGAUUGACUUUUUGGAUUCAUUGUAUGUUGUGUAGAAGCUCAAAGGGGAUGAUAGAAUUGAAGGGAGGCUUGUAAGGACUAUUAUUUUAGUAUAUGUUGUUGGGUGUUGAGAAGAGGGGUUUGUGAUUGUGUUGACGUAGUGAAGUUUUGUGCGGAUUUGGGUGCUGUGUUGGAAAAUUUUUGAGUUAACGAUGGAUGAAGGUCAAGGUAGUUCCAAUGCACUUCCUCCAUUCAUUGCAAAGACAUACGAAAUGGUAGAUGAUGUCUCAUCGGAUAGUAUUGUCUCAUGGAGUGAAAAUGAUAAAAGCUUUAUUGUUUGGAAUCCGCCAGAAUUUGCAAGGGUUUUGUUGCCUAAAUUCUUCAAGCACAAUAACUUCUCCAGCUUUAUCAGGCAGCUGAAUACAUAUGGCUUUAGGAAAGUUGAUCCGGAACAAUGGGAAUUUGCUAAUGAAGAUUUUUUAAAAGGUCAACCGCACCUUUUGAAGAACAUUCACAGACGCAAGCCUGUUCACAGUCAUUCAAUUCAGAAUCACCAUGGACAAGGAACUUCCUCGUCUCAGUUAACUGAUUCAGAAAGACAGGGAUACAAGGAAGACAUCGAAAGAUUGCGAUUUGAAAAAGAUUCAUUAUACCUCGAGUUUCAAAGACAUAAUCAGGAAAGCCAGCAAUUCGAAUCGCAUAUGAAGCUUUUAAUGGUGCGUCUGCAACAUGUGGAACAUCGCCAUAAAGAUAUGCUAACGUCUUUGGCUCAAACCUUGAAAAAACCAAUGCCUGCCUCAAGCGUCAUGCCACAGUUGGAAGAGAUACAUUACAGAAAAAGAAGGUUGCCGAGGAAAAUUUCUUUUCAGGAUGAUGGAAGCUCUGAAGAUGAUCAGGCAAGUGCUUCUCAAGGUUUUACUAAUGAAUCUUUGAAUGCUAACCGGCAGUCAUCAUUUAACAAGGACUUGUUGGAGCAAUUGGAAUCCUCUUUGUCAUUUUGGGAGGAUAUUGUGCACGAGGCUGCCUUGGCUAAUGUACCAGGAAAUUUAUCUCUAGAUUUGGAUCAAUCUACAAGCAUUGCGGACAGUGCAGCUGUUUGUGACCCACAGAGAAAUGUUGAACUUGGGUUCAGAUCUUCUGGAAUUGAUAUGAACUCCGAGCCAACUAGUGCCGUUGUUAGAGAGGUACCAGCCUUGAAAGAACAAGCGAUUACUAGCCUUCCUAAUGUGCCAGCUGGUGCCAAUGAUGUGUUUUGGGAACAAUUUCUGACUGAGAAUCCUGGGUCCACUGACGGUUCAGAAGCCCAGUCUGAACGAAAAGAUCUCGAUACCAGAAAGAAUGAAAGCAAACCAGCCGAGCAAGGGAAGUUUUGGUGGAGUAUGGGGAGUGUAAAUAAUCACACAGAACAGCUAGAAACAGCCUAGUUGAGCAAUGAGAACUUUGUUACAUUUAGUUAUAUGUCUACUAUCUAGAUACUGUUCUUGUUGUUGAUACACACCAGUUGCUUGUAUAUGAACAGAUAUCUCGACCAGAAAAUGAUUAGAUAUUUAGUUUGUGAUUGC
This is a messenger RNA of Daucus carota subsp. sativus, 1879 nucleotides long. Its product is annotated as heat stress transcription factor A-4c. The record is from RefSeq and is a predicted model, not a curated record. The transcript is spliced from 4 exons. Gene Ontology annotation, biological process: cellular response to heat; regulation of transcription by RNA polymerase II. Gene Ontology annotation, molecular function: RNA polymerase II cis-regulatory region sequence-specific DNA binding; DNA-binding transcription factor activity. NCBI's taxonomy places the organism in Eukaryota, Viridiplantae, Streptophyta, Magnoliopsida, Apiales, Apiaceae. Gene Ontology annotation, cellular component: nucleus. Bases 530 to 1741 code for a protein of 403 amino acids.